CGCUUACGUCACAGCACUACGGCAAACAGCCAGCGACACGCUUCAUUCUGCUGCAGUUUCUAAACACGCGGAGCUGCAUAUUGAAAGUAUAGCUAUCACAGCCUUGAUCACAGAAGACGUUUCUGGCCACCAAGAUGGCUCUAGAACAGCUCUGUGAUGUGGUCCAGAGAUGUCAAGCAAUCAAGGAUGAAGGCUUCUCACCGAAAGACUAUGAUUUAUUCUUCACUGCAGGAAGAACCUGUAUAGAGCAAGGCAACAGUGCUCAGGUUCUCAGCAUCCUAGUUGAUGAGAAGAACAAGAACAUAGUGAGAUGCAUGGGCUGGAAUCUGCUGGGGCCAAUAGUACAGAUCCUCUUGAAGAAGGAAGACAGAAACCUUCACCACUGCCAUGCCAUCCUGUCACAUCUGCUGGAGGUUUGCAGUCCUAAAGAGCUGCUGGUGGGUUUAUUGGAGCAGAUGGAAGAGGCUGAUACUGGCUCCAUCGCUGAGACAGUUACUCUCCUCCUCAAGCCUUUACAAACAGUGCUGCUGCAGCUGGGCAUGAAGAAGGCCUCGUCUGUGGGCAUGGCUCUCUCCACACUUCUUAGCCAGGUGGCCAGAUUGCCGGUGCCUGUCACCAAAGAGGAGGAGGAGGAGGAUGCUUGUGGUCUAUGUCACUGCUGCACUGCUCUUCUACAAUUUGUCAAGCCCUUCGUUGAGGAGAUCAAGGAGGGUGUCAAGGAUAACAACAGAAUAUCCAAGGACAAUGAGCUCAGAGUUGAACUACUCAAGUUCUGUAUGAAGAGUUUAAGUAAUCCUCUACUGGAGGUGCAGUUGAAAGAUUCAGACACACUUCUGAAAUCCCCUCUGAGAGACUUUGCUACAGAGAUACUGAUCAUUUUGUCAAGUAUUGGGGAGUCACUCCCUGAUUUGUUAAGUCGUAAUGUACUGAAGAGAAGGGAGGUCCCAGGUUUUCUUGAAGAGGAGGUAAGAUACCCAAAGGAGUCACUGGCCUGCUUGUCCCACCUGCUUUUUGUGGAUCAUAUAGCUGUGGACAUCUUUCCAGCUGUUCUCAGUCCAAUUUUUGUUCUGCAAUGCAACAUGGAAUAUACUGAUCUGCUGUUAAGCAGAACUGAAGAAUCCCGUCUGCAGAAAGGACUGGAACUGUAUGAAAAAAGUCUAAUCAGAGUGGAAGAUAACAGUCUACCAGUAGAUCUUUUGGAGCUGAAGACAUUUUUCAGUGUUCCACAGAAUUUGGUUAAAGUUAUGACGCUGUGUCCAGACCAGACUUUGAGAACUAAAGGCCUGAAAGUGUUUCAGCUGAGUAUUGACAAAUUCAAUACAGAGGCCAAAUACAAGUUUUUCAAGGGCAUGUUGAAAACAAGUCACCAUGCAGGGGUGGAGGGAUAUAUAAUCAAGAACAUCAAGAACCAGAUUGACUUUUCACUCAAGCCAUGUAAUGGUAAUGAUUGGUUCCUGGGUAAGCAUCUGCUGCCACUGCUGCGGCUAGUGCUGUGCCUUCCACAUGGACCAGAAACAGACCUGCUGCAGAACUUAGACAGGAUCAUGGAAUCACUGAACCUCCUGAGAUACUUGCUCAUCCGAGAUAAAGAAUGGGAGAAUGAGACUGGAAUCUGGACAGAGCUUUAUAAGAUUGAGGACAACUAUCUGAAGCCACUGAGGACCGGUCUGAACAUGUCUAAAGCACAUUAUGAGGCAGAACUGAAGAGCGCGAAAGAAAAUAAGAAGAUCGGUUCAAAAGAAACUAAAGCAUCAGUCUGCACAGUAACAGUUGACAAUGAGAAGCUGCCCAACAUGACACCAGAAAUGCAGAUUCAGGUUCUGCAGUCAGCCGUCUUCACAUUUGAUCUGAUAGAGAGUGUCUUGACAAGAAUUGAGGAGAUAAUCGAGACUAAAGAAAGACCCCUGUCGUGAUGUGAGGGACUCUAUGAUCCCUUCAACAUCUUUCCUUUCGGUGUCUCUCUGUCUACUCUGGCUCCAGUUGCGCAUCACUAUACAGAAACAUAUUAGUUAAGUAUAUAUACAGUGAGAAAACACGGAAAUCAUAUUUGUAACUCUUUUUUGGAUAGAUUUUCAAGGUUUGGCCACUGAACUAUGAUUGUGCGAAUUUGUUUGUACAUUUCAAGAUACUAAUGUAGAAAAGUCAUGUUAGGUUGCCAAAAAACAUAUGACAGUACAAAAUGAUGUUGGAUUAUUAUUAUUUUCAGGCUUGAAAUGUUCAGCUUUGUGUAUGUCAGUCACAAAAAACAAACACUGUGAACUAUGCAAAAGUAUUGCACAGAUUAAGAUUGAAGCGGAAAAUGACCUAGAGCUUUAAGAUGCUGUUUGUACCUGCAUUUUUGCAUCUUUCUUGUCUGUGAAAUAUCUGCUCUUUUGUGAGGGGAAUAUUUAGCAAUUUUGUUCUCUUCCGAUUUUGCUUUGAGUAAAUACCAUUGUUUUCCACAUGCAGUUUUUCUUUUCUCAUAGAGGGUCUCAUUCACUAACCAUGUGUAAUGCACAUAAAUAUAUAUAAAGUGUGA
This is a messenger RNA of Carassius carassius (crucian carp), 2518 nucleotides long. RefSeq names its product glomulin, FKBP associated protein a (gene glmna). The transcript has 19 exons. The record is from RefSeq and is a predicted model, not a curated record. Gene Ontology annotation, cellular component: cytoplasm. Bases 135 to 1913 code for a protein of 592 amino acids. Gene Ontology annotation, molecular function: ubiquitin-protein transferase inhibitor activity. NCBI's taxonomy places the organism in Eukaryota, Metazoa, Chordata, Actinopteri, Cypriniformes, Cyprinidae.